UUUUUUUUUUUGGAGGCGAUUGCAACAUCACAUCCAAAAGCUGCUCGUCCACAACCGCAGUCGCCUUUUUACGCACCACGGAGCUUGGAGGAUAGACCUCUCUCUCUCUCUUUCUCUCUCUCGCUCUGCUACAUUUAUCCUCCUUUAUUUCUGUAUUCCCUUCUUUAUUGGACUUAACACUUUUGUGGGAGCUACUCAGCACACGACUGGGACUAAUACAGUAAAUAUAGAUGACGUGUUGCGCAACAACGAUGAUGACGUUUUUACCCUGAAUGCAUCUUGUACUAAAUGCUGCUUUAGAGUGACCAGUGCCAGGCACCAGCCUACAGAUGGAGUCCAGGGUCCCCCACCACAUCCCCGGAGUGUCCUCCUCCAUCAUAUCCCAGCCCCUGCUGGACAGUCGAGUGCCCUACGGCCGCCUGCAGCACCCCCUCACCAUCUACCCCAUCGAUCAGAUCAAGUCCUCGCACGCGGAGAACGACUACAUCGACAGCCCCGCCAUCGUCUCCCAGCAGCCCCCGAGUCAGAAGACGUCGAGCAGAAGGAGCAACUGUCACGGUCACGAGGGGUUCGUGGGCGCCAACCACAAUAACCAUCACAAUCACCAGCACCAGGGUAGGUGCGAGCCUCACCACGACACCACCACGCACCCUUGGAUCUCCUUCAGCGGGAGGCCCAGCUCAAUCAGCAGCAGUAGCAGCACGUCAUCGGACCAGAGGCUGCUGGACCACGCGGCGCCCACACCAACCGUGGACCACCACCCAAACCUGCACCCUCACCAGGGCCUCGUGAACACAAUCGCCACUCGAACUCCAGGCUGCUUGGCUCUCUCUGAACCUAAAGUCCUCACCACCUCCUCCUGUAACUCCUCGUCUAAAUUGCUGGACGUCAAGUCUGGGAAACUUCCUUCAGGAGGCCAGCAGGGGUCGACCCCGAUCCCGUCGUCCCCAGCUGAGAAGAAGCACCUCCUCCUCUGCGAACACUGCAGCAAGUGCCGAUGCACCGAGUGCACCCUUCCGCGGACCCUGCCCUCCUGCUGGGUGUGCAACCAGGAGUGCCUGUGCUCCGCUCAGAGCCUGGUGGACGCAGCCACCUGCAUGUGCCUGGUCAAGGGGAUCUUCUACCACUGCACCGAGGACGAGGACGACGAGGGCUCGUGCGCGGAUAAGCCCUGCUCCUGCUCGCAGGCCAACUGCUGUGCACGCUGGUCCUUCAUGGCCGCCCUCUCGGUCGUCCUGCCUUGUCUGGUGUGCUACCUGCCGGCUACCGGUUUGGCGAAAUUGGGACAGAAGUGCUACGACAAUGUCAGCAGGCCCGGUUGCCGGUGCAAGAACUUGCAAGUUGGCGUCCCGGCGUGUAAAAACGGAGGCGUGGAAGCAAAAGCGGGGACACUUGAGAAGCAACCGCAACUGGGGUCAUGAUACCCAGAACUUCCUGUCAGGUGUUGCGAAAGAGAAACUGGACCGCACCACAGUACUUGUUCAAUCUCUAGGGAACCCUUAACCAACCACAAUAAUCUGCCGGAAGAUGUAAAACAAAAAAAAGGUACUUAUAAUAUCUUCGUAACCUGACAACAGAAGGGUCGGCAAGUUCUCGAUGUUCUCUGGUUCCACCCUGGUUCCGGAGUUGGGCUUGUUCUGAGACGACGACUGAUACCGACACAAAAAAAUCAGCUCGUUUUGUGACUAACCGUAAAACCGGUUUGUAGGGAUAAUAUAUCAAAUAUAUAAGUUAAACUACAGAUGCUAAAUAUCUAUACACCACUCCCCCCCCCAUAAGCACAGCCCCCGCCAACCUGAUUAUGAACACCUAUAGUUGAAAUAUGCUAGCUUGGUAAUGCUAAUAAUCCAUCCAAACAAGUGAGACUAAUUCGUUCUCAAUCUGACGGUUGAUUCUGGAUCGAUUCCGACGUAGUGCAUGUCAUGAUGACCUGCAUGCUACACUGUGCUAGAAGUAAGUCAAUAUGUUGUAGAGAAAUGUGUUUUUUUUUUUAAACACCAACAAAAAAAAAAAAAAUACAAAAAAAAAAAAAUGAAACGCAAACCUUCUCAGGGACUGUCCUCUUUAGAAUCUGCUGCGUUCAUAAGUAAAGAAGUCGGAAAUGUUCAAGGUAUGAACUCAAUUGGGUUGAAGGCAAUCGUAAAAAAAAUGAAAAAAAAAAACAUGGCUGAACUCGUAAUUGAAUCCCAGUAAAGUUGGAUGACUUUUUUUCGGAAAAUUUCCUACUUCUCAAACUGCCGACGAACUCAAUCUAUUUCCUCUUUGCACAGAAAUUCGGGGGCGAAGAGGCGACAGUAACAAUAAAAACUCAUACGAGGUUUAAGCUAGCCUUUUUUUUUUUACCUCGGAUACGAGGCAGGGUUUAAGUGUUAAAGUGCGGAGUCUUGCCUUAGCCCCUUGCACAAUUUUUUUUAGGUUGACGCUAGCCCCCCUUAAAGAUCGUAAUAAAGCACAGUAUCAAGGUAGUAUAUGCGCUGCUUUUUUUUAGAGCGUCUUCGUCGUCAUCAUUAGAGCUGCGUUUUAUUCCGAAAAAAAGUCUUAUUUUCGUGGCUUGCAUGAGGACUUUUUUUUUUCUUUUUCCGGCCAUCUCUGUGUGGAGUUUGCAUGUUCUCCCCGUGCAUGCGUGGGUUUUCUCCGGGUACUUCCUCCCACAUUCCAAAAACAUGCUAGGUUAAUUAGCGACUCCAAAUUGUCCAUAGGUAUGAAUGUGAGUGUGAAUGGUUGUUUGUCUAUAUGUGCCCUGUGAUUGGCUGGCGACCAGUCCAGGGUGUACCCCGCCUCUCGCCCCAAAGACAGCUGGGAUAGGCUCCAGUAUCCCCCCGCGACCCUUGUGAGGAAAAGCGGUAGAAAAUGAAUGAAUUAAUGAAUUACUGUUUUGUGGUUGAAUACGGAUUUUCUUGCAGGCCAUUCAUACUGUGUCAAACAUUUGCAGCAUUUCUUGAAAUGAAUUCUUUAUUUUUAGACUAUUAGCCACUGGUUAAUUGGCGACUCCAAAUUGUCCAUAGGUAUGAAUGUGAGUGUGAAUGGUUGUUUGUCUAUAUGUGCCCUGUGAUUGGCUGGCCACCAGUCCGGAGUGUACCAGGCUGACCACAACAUUCCGCAAGAUUGAAAUCCCUGUUGUAGUCUCACACUAGCUCCAACAAGGAAAAGGGUCUAAGUUUGGGGGUCUAACUUUUUUUUUUUUUUUUUGCCAAAGGAAGCAAACUUACAAUAGUACGUAGUCACAAUCCGAAGAGGUUGAUUGUGGUUUUUCUCCCCCAAAAAUAACCGAAAAAAGCAUGCUGCCCUUUAAUACCGAAGGCCUUUUGUGUUUGUAGUGUUGUAGUUUGGACGGGGGGACGGGUUCUGUCUUUGUUGCUCCAUGUUCACCUUCAAGUUCCGCUAACAUUUGUCUGAUUACACACUGUCUUUAUAGCAUUAAUUGAAUGUAAAUGGGAAUAAUGGAAACAGUGGUGCCAAAAAAAAAAAAAACAGAAGAUCAGCCAAGCUUGUAUGAGCAAAAUAUAUAUUUAGUAAUAGAUGCUAUGCAGGUUCUUAUUUGCUGUAAAUACUUUCAAAACAUUUGUGUUCUUUAGAGGAGAACAUGUCCUUGAAAGGUUGCAUGGUACACUAUAAUAACUACCGUUUAAAAGAGAAUAUAUUAGAUAUCUAUUUUUGAGUGUAACGAGGGGGAAGCACUUGAUUUGAAAUAAAAAUAGUGUGCCCGGUAAUAAAAAAAAAUCUAUUUAAAAAGUCUUACUAGCAGGCUAAGCUAAAUUCCCUUCCACUGUGGAUUCACUGAGUGCACAGAAGGGAACACAAUCCACCCGUGUCCGGAAUCGACCCAUUUCCUGCCGCUGUGUUUCUUUUUUUUUUUUUUCCUCGCUCUUGACUGACAAACACAGCUGCCGUGCAUACAUUUUGUGUCACGGCUCAAGGUUGUGUCGCCCGCCUGUUUCGCCUCGUCCGAUGCCGGUUUUUCAGUCUUUUUUUCUCCACUUUGCUUUUUUCCUUUUCCACGUGCUUAGUGUAGCAUAAUCCUCAACAGUUCCGUGAUUGUUUUUUUUAUUUUUCUCUUUCUCUGCAAAUGCUGUGACCGUCUGCACACUCACCACCACCAGUAUCGCUCACUUGACGUUCUAUCCUCAAAUCCCAUUUUAGCUGAAUGACGCUACUCCAUGCCUUUGCAAAUGUUUUGGGGAGCGAAUGAAUCUGUGCUUUUUUUUUUUCUUUGUUUUUAGAUAUAACGGAAAGGAAAAAAAGCUCUCAUAUAAAAGUUUCCCUUUAUAGAUAUAUUUAUUUUGAAGUUCUAUUUUAUAUAGUAUUUAUUUAGAUUGCCAACUUUCUGUUUGUGAAGAAAGCCUAUGUUGAAAUGGAAUGUACAACGACAAUGGAAAUAUAUAUAUUGUUAAAUAUAAGUCGCUGAUGUGUUGUGUCUUUUGUGACUGGGUCCUUCGU
This is a messenger RNA of Doryrhamphus excisus (bluestripe pipefish), 4437 nucleotides long. RefSeq names its product sprouty homolog 4 (Drosophila) (gene spry4). Lineage: Eukaryota; Metazoa; Chordata; Actinopteri; Syngnathiformes; Syngnathidae. Gene Ontology annotation, biological process: negative regulation of fibroblast growth factor receptor signaling pathway; animal organ development; negative regulation of MAP kinase activity. Gene Ontology annotation, cellular component: cytosol; membrane. The record is from RefSeq and is a predicted model, not a curated record.